AUGCACUCCACCUGUCGUGGAGCAGCACUAGGCGCCCUGGGUCAUGGCAAGACCGGGGCAACCGAGAACCGUACCGCAUAUGGAGGCUUCAUGAGGGUGAUCAAUUCAUUCGGCAGAGAGCGGGCGCUAGUGGGCGUGCCGAGCCACGAUGUGGCGCAGAUAUGCGAGACACAGCCACUGGGGGACACACACGUGGCUGAUGGACUGGGGCUGGUGGAGCUGGGGCUGGUGGAGCUGGAGGGAGACUGA
This is a messenger RNA of Penicillium macrosclerotiorum, 249 nucleotides long. RefSeq lists its product as uncharacterized. The transcript has a single exon. The record is from RefSeq and is a predicted model, not a curated record. NCBI's taxonomy places the organism in Eukaryota, Fungi, Ascomycota, Eurotiomycetes, Eurotiales, Aspergillaceae. Bases 1 to 249 code for a protein of 82 amino acids.